This is a messenger RNA of Camponotus floridanus (Florida carpenter ant), 7580 nucleotides long. RefSeq names its product serine-rich adhesin for platelets. The transcript is spliced from 10 exons. Gene Ontology annotation, molecular function: cation binding; protein serine/threonine phosphatase activity. Lineage: Eukaryota; Metazoa; Arthropoda; Insecta; Hymenoptera; Formicidae. The coding region runs from base 191 to 5464 and encodes 1757 amino acids. The record is from RefSeq and is a predicted model, not a curated record. Gene Ontology annotation, biological process: protein dephosphorylation; negative regulation of protein kinase activity.
GUGAAUGAAUGACGUAACGUCUGUAUACGGACAUCGGUCGGGCUUUAUCGUCCAAGUAAGACGGUAGAGUAAGCCAGAGGAGACAGGGCUGGGUUGGGUGUCGCUCCGAGACUUAUUGCGCGUCUCGGAGCAUUGUGCGCGCGCCGCGCGUUUUUCGCGGCACGUGCAGCGCGUAACAGUGCGAGACGUAAUGGCCACGGACUGCGUGGUUGACGGGGAUUACCUGGGUGCGUACUCGCGCUUUUUUGCUGAGUUCGUCGCCCGGGUGAACCCGAACGAUCAGCUACCGGUGAAGGUGAGCGCUUACGACGUUGAGGAGAGCGAGCUGGUCGGUGAGAUCAUCAGCGUGACUCUACAGUACCUCAACAAGACAUAUUGUCCACCGAGUUUGCAAUCAUAUAUAGUUCAUCUCGUGAUACAAGCAAUCAAAUCAACAUGCAAGAAGCAACCCGAAAUCUGCGGAUUGAGACAACAAGAGAAGACGUACGCACCUUUGAAGCUCAUGCAGGCUAUCACAAACGAGGUAAACGAGAUCUGCAGGCGGUAUUUAGACAACAGCAGGCUGGCGCUUCUGCCACCGCCUUCGUCGACUCCACAGGUGACGGUGGGUGCCACCAGGAAUUCUAGGAGAAAAAUGGAGGACCGCCAUGUGGUCCUACAUGACUUGCACACUAUUUUUAAUAUUCAAGAUGACACGAUUGCAAAUUACUAUGCCGUGUUCGACGGCCACGGAGGGCAGGACGCUGCGGCAUAUUGCGCAACGCAUCUGCACCAGUAUCUUGUCGAGAGCGUCCACUAUCCUACAGAUCCGGAAAGCGCGUUGCGCGAUGCUUUCCUGAUUACUGACGCGCGAUUCAUAGCGAAAUCAAGUACACAGAAAUUGAACGGCGGAACUACCGCGGUGUGCGUGCUGAUGUUAAAUAAAAAGUUGUACAUCGCUUGGGUCGGCGACAGCAUGGCUUCGUUGGCCUCGAACGGCGACGUGAUACAACUGGUGAACCCUCAUCGACCCACACGAGAAGACGAAAGCGAACGAAUCCGCAAAAUGGGAGGAGCCGUCGUCAAUUGUAUGGGAGUCAUGCGAGUAAAUGGAUUUCUCAGCAUAUCUCGAGCUAUAGGCGAUGUCCCGUAUAAACCGUGUGUUAGCGGUGAGCCCGAAGUCCAAUGCGUGUCUCUGGAUGGUUCUGAGGAUUUUCUCAUAAUUGCCUGCGACGGACUGUGGGACUACGUGGACGAGAGAACCGCGGCGCUUCGUGUUUAUCGUCAGGUGUUGCAGAAUCCACACGAUCUCAAGUACGUGCACCAGGCGCUACUGCAAAGCGCUAAACGCGCGGGAUCUGUGGACAACAUCACUGUGAUUGUCGUGUUCCUGACAUCACCGGUCGAGAUUGCUUCGCAGCAUUCGCUCCUGACGCAUCCAGCACCGAAUGGUCUACUACUGAACAGCAUGGACCCGAAUAAUCCGGUCUCGUCGAAUUCCGGCCAGUUCGACGUGAAUGCUACUUUCAUUAAGCAGCAACAGCAGCAGCAGAUAAUGGAUCCGGAUUUGAAUCACGUGAUUUGCGGAAUGACCAGGAAUGGCAAGCAUCAGGAUAGUGAUGGUAACGACGAUUAUUACGAUUAUGGUGACCUGGGUCCGGAGACUGACGUCGACGGCGGCGAGGACGCCAACGAUGUUAAUCGCUUCCAGGAUCACCUCGUCACGUCGUCGUCGCGCGAAAAGUCACCGAUGGAGAUCGGAGUCGACGAUGAGAAUGAUAGCAAGAAGGAGGAUCUACUUAAUCGCGACAAUGCAAAUGUCUCUCCAAUGGACUCGGUGGUCUCCGACAAUCGUGUCAUUUUGAGUGACUGGGACGUUCGUUGCGAUGAAAAGCCGCGCGACAACGACGACGACGACAACGACAACGAAGAAUUGCGCGUGGAAUCCACCACUGGCACGCAUACCCUCGUAGACGAUGACGAGUCGCCACCCUCGCCGCGAGAUGCUAAAUCCAUUCAAAAUCCACUUCAGCAUGCAUUGAUCUCUGAAGCGGAGAAUGUAGCGGACAGCGAAGAUUCUGAGGACGAGUGGAAUUAUUACCGUAUCGAUCCGAAUAAGAAGGAAUCCGCGACGACGGCUGUCGCGACAGGCGAACCCAGCGAGGACGUUGAGGAACAAAGUACCCAGGAUCUCGAGUCUAGUCCGAUAAGUGAUUCGGAAGUCCAGUCUUCGAAAGUCGAGGCCGAUAUUAAAUGUGAAGAAUCAAAAGAAGAGAUCCCUCUUGAGCCUGUCAACAUCGAUAUAAGCCAGAAAGAGCCAAGUGAACCGGAGAAGGAUCACGCCUACCGUCUGGACGACGACGAAGAGAAAUCGGCAGACGACAAUAAAAAGGACAUGGACUUCCCACUGAAUCCGGAGGCGGCCGAAUUCGUGCCGUUGUCGCCACCACUUCUAAAUAGCAAGAACGUUUUGCAGGAUUAUCCCAUCAGCGGCUCUCCCCUAAAACAGACGCCGGCGAUGGAUGACAUCCUGAUACCGAGCCAAAGUGAAUUCGAGAAAGAAGCGAGCCUCCGACCGAAGGACAUAGACGAGGACUUCUCGAACGAUAAACAAAACGCGACAAGUGAUAAUCUCUUGGACAUAGAUACAUCUGACACAUCGUCGACCAAGGUCGAGGUGGACGAUGAAUCGACAACCCGUAUCGUGUCCACAACGCAAUGGCAAGCGGAUAACGACACCUCGUGUCAGUGGAGCGCGACAACACGUAACGAUACAGCGUCCGACUUGGAGGGGUACGAAGUCGUCAACAUCGAUAACGUCGAUGUCAUGACGACAUCGUUCACUCCGGCUGAAUUGGAGGUAGCGUUCGAGAAAGGCAUUGAUCUAAAUGCCGUGCACAGCCUGAACGACAUCUCAGAUGAUGAGGAACACGUCAACACGCCGCCGCGUUCACCCGGUGGGCCGUGCACGAAUGAGGAUAUACGCGCGGAUACACCUUUAUUGGAUGAUAAAGAACCAAUUGAUCUUGUGUGCAUAUCAUCGACGCCAUAUCCCGCGGAUAAUGAAUCAACGUGCGCUGCCGUCUCCGAAUCGGACGAAGGGAAAGACGUGUUUUCGGUCUUCCAAGCGGAAGGUUUACCUACGGACCAACUCGGGGUCGCUCCUCUCACGGACGAUAGUCCCAUUAGUCAGCCAGAAUUCGCCUCUGAUGAAUUUAAAUUCUCUGAUUCAUCUAACCUGGAUAAAUUUACAACUUCUGAUGAAUUGAAAGUUACGACCUCCAUGGAAGAAAAUAUCUCGGGGGAAAUGUCAUUAAAAUUAAGUGAAAAUCCAUUUGAUGAUCAACAACCGAUAGAUUCAGCCAACGAAAAAUUCGAAGUGCUGUCUAACGAAGUUGAUCAAAGUAGUUGUUUGCUUCCCGAAAAGUCUACGCGGGAGGAUGAGGAAAAAUUGACAGACGAUAAAACACAAAGCAAAGAAGAACAAGUGGACUUGCGCGAAAAGGAUGAUAAAAUACAAUCUGAACUGAUCAGUGAAACAGAGAGUGAAUCAGUGAAACUAGAAAAUACGAAUAACAUUAAUACAGAAAUACAGCCGACACUACUGGAUAUAAUGACACCACCACGGCUUUCAGAAUCUGAACCAAACGCUUAUGACACCGAAGAGAAUGAAACAUGUCCAAUAAGGACUCCUAUAGAAAUUCCAGUUAUUACUGGAAAGGAAUAUGAUUCUUCGUCUCCUGAUUGGGGAGAUUACUACAAGACGCGUAACUGGAGGAAAGUAGAACUCCCUUACCUCAAUCCUUGUCCCGACUUUAAUCUCGAAGAAUUUGGUAAAAAAGAGGAAGUUGACGACAACAAAGACGACAAACAUGAUCAAGAUGAUAAAGAUGAUAAACACGAUCAAGAUGAUAAAGACGAUAAAGACGAUAAACACGAUCAAGACGAUAAAGACGAUAAACCUGGCAAAGACGAGAAACACGAUAAAGACGACAAACACGACAAAGACGACAAAAACGGCGAUGGCAGCAACGCUGAAGAUGCAAAUCCACCCGAUUCAGCGGAAGAUUUUACGAUUGUGGAGAAGGAAACCGAAUUUGAUGAUCAGAAGACUAAUCAGCCAAUUAUGAAUCCGUCUUGCACAUUGUUAAGCAAUGCGCCAAUCGUGCAAAAGCAAGUAGAAGAAGAAUUUGCUGUGCAAAUUGAAUCUACGAACGUCCAUGAGAUACCUGAAAAACAAAUCGCGCCCGAAGAUAUUCUCGUGAACAAAGAAGAAGAAGCCAAACCACAAGAAAUCGCGAAAGCGUCGCCGGAGGACGUUGCAAAGACAGAGGAAUUAAAGGAACAGGGAACCGCGGAAGCGAUACAAGCCGUCUCCGCGAUAGCUACCGCAGCUGCGACCAAAGCGAAAGCGACAACGACCACGACGACUAAACGUCCAACGAAACCGACAACGAAGACGGCAACGAAAACGCCGACAUCGCCCUCAAAAAUAGUCACUUCGACGACUACGCGAACAACUGCGAUAUCGUCGCCAUCGCAAGUCCCCGCAAAGAAACCUAUCGCGGCUCGUCCUAAGCAGCUGGUGGACGCAUCGACCAAAGCCACGGGGAUCUCGAGUACCAGCAGUAAAGUCACCAGCACCAAGACACCGACAUCAUCUAAAACCACGACUACAACAACAACGGCAAAGACUGGUGCCUCGUCGCGUGUUGGGACGACAAAAUCGAAAAUCAGCACUACUAGCGCUGCCUCCUCCAAGUUGAGCGCCGCAACGUCAACCGAGAAGAAACCAGCGACAAAUCUCGGUGAGACCAAGACCGGGAAAGUUGCCGCCAAACCAGCCAGUGCAAGAACCACGACCACCAAGACCACGCUAGGUGCGGUUAAAUCAUUGCCGUCAACAGUGUCCAGCCUAACGUCGAAGCCGCCGAGGUCUACGUCGGCCGGUACGACUGCCAAGACAUCCGCGACGUCGAGACAGCCAAUGACCAGCGCGUCGACGAGACCCAAAACCGCUCCACCGACAUCCAGCGGCGCGGCCAAGCCACGUGAAGGUCUCCAUCCUAAAACGACCACAGCCAAGUCACCGUUGAUCGAUAAGCAGAGCAAGGAUUCGGCCAACAAGGAAAUUUCUCGCUCGAGCGUCGCUGGAACGUUAUCACUGUCGGCAUCCAAAACUGGUAGCAAACCCUCCGUGCCUCUCGUCGGCAGCACGUCUGCGAAAUCACGCCUGUCGCUCGGGAAAUCACCCGCUAAGACGGGGAAUGCGAUGUCACCCACGAAGAAGCCAGCUCUGACACCGAAGGCGGCAUCAAGAACCGCUUCUUCCACCCCUGGGGCGAAGAGCACGGCCUUGACCGGGUCGCAGAAAGUGUUGCAGAACGGAAUCUCCGAGAGUCGCAAGCCCGAGGACGACGUACCACGGAAGGAUGCGUCACCAGUGAACGUGCCGACCGAUAAUCAGCUGAUAAUCACCGAUUGAAAUGGUUGCUCGAGAAGCCACGAGUCAACCGCCGUUGUUCGCGACCACGCAACGCCGGCCUAGGGCUUACGAUAGAACAUAGAAUCGCAGAUUUACCGCGAACCGUUAUAGGUUUCUCCUUUUUUACAAUUCUUAUUUAACGGACGAGAAGCAGGAGCGCCCGCGCGUCUCCUCGGGAGAGAAUAGUUUUUAGGAGAUAUUAUAUAUAAAUAUGUAACGAAUAUAAAAAAAAAAUUAUUGUCCUUAUACAGGGUGGCCCCGAACCGUUCUAGCCAGACUUUGAGAUCUUGUAGGGAAUUUAAUUCCGAACAAAAAAUUUCCUAUAAACAUGGGUUAAGUUAGGUUAGGUUAGGUUCCUUCAGAGGUUUUUGAGCGAUAACUUCUUAAGGAGGCAUUCUUCGACCCAUGUUUAUGGGAAAUUUUUUGUUCAGAAUUAAGUUUCCUACAAGAUCUCAAAAGUCUUGGCCGGAACGUUCGGGGCCACCUGUAUACGCGCAAGCACAUACAAUGUGACAGAUAUGUUUGGUCCAACAUGAGGCGGGAUAAAGGCAUAGUAUUCUAAACGGUUACUUUCGACAACUGCUGCCUUAUCAUAAUAAGAAUCGUAAGAUAAUUUCUCGUUUUUAUGUAAAUAUAAUUCGGAUUCGCUUUUUUUUUCAUGCCUCGUUCCAUUUUUUGUUUUUCGUUUCAAUAUAUUCGCGCCCUAAGAAGGACCGAAUGGCGCUCCGGUGACGGCCCGGGAAAACCGAUCGAAUCUUGAUAAAUUCUGAUACGGCAGUACGUUAAUCCUUGAACAUUCAACGCGGAAACUUAAUGAAAAAUGUGUACGUGAAUUUUUUACCAUUUUUUAAUUUUAUAUGCGCGAUCGCAAUUGAAGUAAAAAUAUCCAUUAUUACUCGCGAUACGACUUUUACUCGAAUGACAAGAAAAGAAAAGAGAUGGGCGGGGGGGGGGAGGGGGGGAGAAGAAAAAAACGAAGGGGUAACAGAAAACGUAUAUAUUUAUUCUUGUUUGUUCCUAUUUUUUUUUUUUUUUCAAGUUGAAUUCGUUGCGAGAUUAUAUAUAUCGACUCGUAACUCAUGAUAAUAUAAACGCUAUUCUAAUCUAUGUACAGCACCCUUAUGAUUUUAAUGUGAUACCUUACAAUAUUAUUAAAUAAAUUUGAGUAACGAAGGAGAGAUUUAUGUAUGUGCAUGGACCAAGGGCGAAAGAAGAAAGAGAGAGAAGGACGAGAUUCGAAGUUUUGAAAUGUGAGAGAAAAUAUGUAUGGAGAAACAUAAAUAUAUAAGAAGAAGUACUACAUCGUGCAAUAUAAUGUACAUGUAUACAUAUUUAUAUAUACAUAUAUCGCACAAUAUAAUGUAUAUGUUAUAUAUAUGUUAUAUACAUGUUAUGAAGAUGUUAUAUAUUUAUAUAUACAUAUACGUUAUAUAUUUUUCUUGCAAUUUUUUCUCUCGCCCCUCGAAUCUCGUUCCACUUCGUGUCUCUUUUUUUCUUCUCUUCAAAAGGCGAUCAGCGUCAGAGAUCGCUGCGCGCACCUAAAGGCGCCUUUUCAUAUGACGACAUCAAUCGCAAAUUUUCCUUUAUCGUUUUUGAAACUCUCGGAAGUAAAAAUUUUUCAGCUGCUUCCUUUAUCAAAUUAAUUAAAAAAAAAAAAAUAUUCGAAUGGACGGAAUUCGUUAUCGAAACAGCUUUUUUUUAUCCUACUUGACAUCUAUUUAUUUCGUUCGGUGAAUCCCCGAACAACACCGAACAUUGCAAUAAUAUUGCGGCAAUAUUACAAUGUUGCCGCAAUAUUGUUGCUCGUGUUACAUUGAUGGCCUUUAAAUAUGCAGCGAAAUGUGUUGUUCCAGUGAAAAAUUCGGAAGUUGCGAUUGUCUACUUGAACCGAAUAAGUUCGGAUGCGCGCGCGAGAGUCCUUUUGCGAUACCGACUUGUUGUACACACGCACAAUAUUCAACCUGAUAUGCAUUAUAAUGCGGCCUCAUGUGUUAUCAGAGAGCAUAACUUAGUGUUUUAUCCACGCGAAUGCGUGAUAUUCCGAUUUUUUGCGUAUUUGUCACCAUUUAUUUCUUAGAAUUCAUACUUAAAUAAAUGACAUAUUACGUUUGAAUUU